AUGGCGGCGGCGGCGGGCGGGGAGCCGCGGGCGGGGGGUGGUGCGGGCACCCGGGGCCGGGCCGCGCUCUCCUGGACCGGCUGCUGCCUGCAGGCGCUGCUCUGGCUGCUGGCGGUGAGCGGCGAGGAGCGGCCCUUCAUCGUGGAGAAUUGGUUGAAGACGUACGGGUAUUUCCUGCCCGAUGAGCUGCGUACCUCGGCGCUGCGCUCGGCGCAUUCCAUGCAGGCCGCCAUCGCAGCCAUGCAGCGCUUCUACCGCAUCCCCGUCACCGGCAUCCUGGACCAGGCCACCAUCGAGUGGAUGAGGAGACCACGGUGCGGGGUGAGUGACCAGCCGCGGAUCAGCCGCAGACAGCGGAGCAAACGCUACGCCCUGACUGGCCAGAAGUGGAGACAGAAGCACAUCACCUACAGCAUCAACAACUUCACGCCCAAGGUUGGCGAGGGUGAGACACGUCGGGCGAUCGGCCGUGCCUUCCAGGUGUGGCAGGAUGUGACCCCGCUGAGCUUCCAGGAGGUUCCCUUUCACGAUAUCAAGAGUGGCAAGAAGGAAGCAGACAUUAUGAUCUUCUUUGCGUCUGGUUUCCACGGCGACAGCUCCCCAUUCGAUGGGGAGGGGGGGUUUCCUGGCACACACAUUCGGUCCGUCAUGUCUCCCAUGUUCAGCGGGGCCAUUGACAUCACCCGGGAUGCGCACCGGUUCCAGUCUCAGUGCCAGCGUUCUGUUCGGCAGCUGGGCCCACGAGUUCUGGCCCUGGGACAUGACCAGCUGGCCUCAAUUCGCGGGCGCAUCGCAUCAGCAACACUACGGCAUAAACUGCGCUCCACUUGCUCCCAUGCGGUCUUCCUGCAGGACAGCAACAAGAAACUGGUGGACUUGUGUGCAAGAUGUGGUGCUUCCCUCCAACUGAUCAGCCCCUGUGUCCGUGAGACGCUCCCUGUGCAUGAUGGUGAAAAUCUCGCUGGCAGCAGCGGGGCCAACAAUGCAUCACUGGGGCCGUGGGGAGCGGGAUACGGAGAGACUGGCGGCUGGGCCCCGAGCGAGCCUUGUAACGACCUGUUCCUGGUUGCGGUGCAUGAGCUGGGCCAUGCGCUGGGGCUGGAGCACUCCAAUGACCCGAGUGCCAUCAUGGCCCCCUUCUACCAGUACAUGGACACAGAGAAGUUCAAGCUGCCGCAGGACGACCUGCAGGGCAUCCAGAAGAUCUACGGCCCACCCACCGAGAGACUGGCUCCCACCCGGCCACUGCCCACCCUCACGGUCCGCAGGAUCCACUCCACGUCCGACCGCAAGCACGAGCGGCAGCCCCGGCCCCCCAGACCGCCCUCCGGAGAGAGACCCUCCUACCCUGGCUCCAAGCCCAACAUCUGCGAUGGACACUUCAACACCAUCGCCUUGUUCCGGGGAGAGAUGUUCGUGUUCAAGGAUCGCUGGUUCUGGCGCCUGCGCAACAAGCGUGUGCAGGAGGGGUACCCCAUGCAGAUCGACCAGUUCUGGAAAGGUCUGCCCACUCGCAUCGACGCUGCCUACGAGCGCUCCGACGGCAAGUUUGUCUUCUUUAAAGGUGAGGGGGACAAGUACUGGGUGUUCAAGGAGGUGACGGCAGAGCCGGGCUACCCCCACGGGCUGCUGCAGCUGGGCAAGGGGCUGCCGCGGGAAGGCAUCGACACCGCCCUGCGCUGGGAACCCGCUGGCAAGACCUACUUCUUCAAAGGAAACAAGUACUGGAGGUACAAUGAGGAGAACCAGGCGUCGGACCCCGGCUACCCCAAACCCAUCACUAUCUGGAAGGGGAUCCCCGAGGCCCCGCAGGGAGCCUUCAUCAGCAAGGAAGGAACCUACACGUACUUUUACAAGGGCAAGCAGUACUGGAAAUUUGACAACCAGCGGCUGGUGGUGGAGCCGGGAUAUCCCCGCUCCAUAGUCCGGGACUGGAUGGGCUGCAACGCCAAAGACGGGGACUCGAACCGUGACCGGCACCGGCCGAGUGACGAUGUGGACAUCAUGGUGCAGAUCAACGACGUGCCCAGCACGGUGAACGCCAUUGCCGUGGUCAUCCCCUGCAUCCUCUCCCUCUGCAUCCUCGUGCUGGUCUACACCAUCUUCCAGUUCAAGCAGAAAGGCUCCCAGCAGAACCUGGUGGUCAGCAAGCGCUCGGUGCAGGAGUGGGUGUGAGGGGCUGGUUCACCAGCGCUGUUUGUCCAUGAGGCUGGGCUCUUCCGUCCGGGGGAAGGAUAACUGGAGAGGCUGGAAUGUGAACCCUGUCGUACGUGGUGUAUCCACUGGUGAACUGGGAGUUGCCACCGCACAUCGUUCCUGCAAUGCCUCAUUCAUGUCUGUGAUGUGCCAUUUUGUCAGCCCAGCCUGUGUACGUAUACCCAUACGUCGGACCUCAGCAAAGAAGGGCAGAGACGGAGAGGACACUGGGCGAGCAACUCCUCAUUCUGCAGUGUUGAACAGUGACUUAUUUGGCCAAUACUCACACCAAGACACAUCCUUUUAACUCAAAGCAUCUUUGAACAGAGACAUUGAACAAGCAGAGGUGUUAUUGGUGGUGAGAGAAGCAGGACAUCUAAAGCCAAACGGACAAAGAUCUUAAUGUACUAGUGUCAUUUUAUUACACAAUACAUGCAACAGAGAGAAGGGAACGAACAUGGCUUUGUUCAUCUACAGGGGAUUCAAAUAUUUCAAUGUAUUUUGAAAUAAGUGGGGGCCAAAAUAUCUACAAUAGUUAAACAGCCUUAAAACAUUUUUUUGUUAGUUGUUUGGUCAAGUCUUGAAUGUCCACAUUACUGAGUCUUUGUGAAUCUUCAUCAGUGUCAUUUCUGAAGCUGUGAGGGUGACUGGCGUUGGAAGCGGCUGUGACUUGGGCACCAGGACCAAGCAUGUUUGAAAAGUGUUAGCCUUGCCUGCCUGGUGUAGCGUUGGCCCAGACCCAGCCUGCCUGCCACAGGUCAGUAUCCUCGUCACUCAGCCACCACCGCCACAGGGGAAGCUGGUGACUUGGGAGUGAGCAGGAGAUGGGUCUGUGCUGAAGUUUGCAGUAUUAUCGGUAACCAUGUCAGGUUGCAUGGGCUUUGAGAUGUUGCCCUGGGCACCAGGUGUUGGGAGGUGGUGUUGGGAGGCUUUGGGAAUGCAGCAGCGUUCCGGUGUGUGGGAAUCUCCUUGUGCACGGCUGCACCAAUCCCUUUGUUUUGUUUACACUAAUUGGAAAAUCUGAGCCAAUUUCAUGCGACAUUUGUUCCCAUGACUGAGAUUACUGGGCCACGUUUGGAGCCGGUGGGCAGUUUGCAGCAGCUUUAGUUAUGUGGCACGGGUCUCGCACAUUAGUAACUGGCGGAUGAGCUGGUUUAAGGAUGAAGUGAGGGCAGGAAGCCAUCACUGCCCACCCACCCACUGUUGUUGGUUUGUCAGGUGUGAUUCACGGUGCCCUGGGCUCACGGCCACACCUGUACUGGGGGCAGGUGAUGGCUGGUGUCAGAGGGGUGAACCAGGGGUCGCCCCUGGUCUCUGCUGCCCUUGGUCGCUGGGGAGCCUGGUCACUCUGUCCACCUUCAACAGCUGAACCUGUUCAACUCCACAACUCGGUGAAAAUGUAGUCAAAGUUUGGAACCUCCCCAACUCCAUGGGGAGUGACAUGAGCAGAGACCGUGGCUGGAGGGGUGCUGAGGAGUUCCUUUAUGCUUUUGGGUGGAACGUUGAGUCUUAUGGGACUGAGUCCUGUUAUCGGGACUGAGGUAGGAGACCUUGGUUGGGUUGUAUAGUCUGCUGUAACUAUUGAGGAACGGUGAAACAUUAACUGACCCAUUCGUCUGUAACUACAUACACCAGGCACCAUUUGACCAGUUGACAGGUCGGCCUCUCCAUAACGCAAUGCCUUCCAUCUUUAGUUGGUGCACUGAAUGAUUCUGCUCCCAAUCGCACUCCACCAACACCAAUAAUCAGGUUCAAUGUCCGCGGUUUCUCCCUGUUACCCACAGUCUGAUGUUGCUACAAAGUGCAUAUCCAAUUAUGGGCUAGAGCUGAGUUUUUUUGGAUUGUUCAUUUUUUAAGUGCUAUUUAUUAAUAUAAAUUCAUAUUUCAUUGGUGGUGCAGUUCUGUCCCAUACACUCGGCUAGCAGCUAGCGUUGUGGGCGGGACGGCUGCUAAAGUUGAUGCAUCCAGCCAAGUGGUGGCUGGCCAGCCAGACUGGCCUGGUGUGGAAGGGAUGUGAUUUCUCCGCAAUGUUUCACGCUGCAGUCUGCAUUGUUGGAAUCAUUGAGUGUGAACUGAGCGACGCUUUGUACAGAUGUAAAUGUUGAUAAAAGAUGUAGAAAUUCUUUGUAAAGUUUAACAAAAAACCACCGAAA
Leucoraja erinaceus (little skate) is the source of this 4349-nucleotide messenger RNA. Its product is annotated as matrix metalloproteinase-24-like. Gene Ontology annotation, biological process: collagen catabolic process; extracellular matrix organization; proteolysis. Gene Ontology annotation, cellular component: extracellular matrix. Gene Ontology annotation, molecular function: zinc ion binding; metalloendopeptidase activity. Lineage: Eukaryota; Metazoa; Chordata; Chondrichthyes; Rajiformes; Rajidae. The record is from RefSeq and is a predicted model, not a curated record.